This is a messenger RNA of Megalops cyprinoides (Indo-Pacific tarpon), 2332 nucleotides long. It is a transcript of the gene sdad1, whose product is annotated as SDA1 domain containing 1. NCBI's taxonomy places the organism in Eukaryota, Metazoa, Chordata, Actinopteri, Elopiformes, Megalopidae. Gene Ontology annotation, biological process: ribosomal large subunit export from nucleus; ribosomal large subunit biogenesis. Gene Ontology annotation, cellular component: nucleolus. The record is from RefSeq and is a predicted model, not a curated record. Bases 110 to 2176 code for a protein of 688 amino acids. The transcript has 22 exons.
UAUGGCGACUUGCAUGUAGCAGCCACGCUGGUAAUGGGGAGAUGUUUAUAAACUGUACAUUUUAAUAUAGUUUGUUAUUAGAGAGUGAAAUAAAAACUUAAGAGCGAUCAUGUCGGGGAGACACAACAAUAAAUUACCAACAAAUCUGCCACAGUUGCAGAACCUUAUAAAAAGAGACCCCCAGUCCUACACGGAAGAGUUUCUGCAGCAGUAUCGACACUACCAGUCCAAUGUUGAAGUCUUCAAGCUUCAGCCUGACAAGCCCAAUAAGGAGCUGGCAGACCUGGUCAUGUUCCUUGCCCAGGUCGGGCACUGCUAUCAAGAGCAGCUGUCCAGUUUUCCCCAGGAGUUGACAGAGCUUCUGCUAAGUCACCAUACAGUUCUUGAAAGUGACCUGCGGAUGACUUUCUGCAAGGCCCUCAUUCUUCUGAGGAACAAAGACCUCAUCAAUCCGACGGGCCUGCUGGAGCUGUUCUUCGAGCUCCUUCGCUGUCACGACAAGCUUCUGAGGAAGACUUUGUACACUCACAUCGUGACGGACAUCAAGAACAUCAACGCCAAGCACAAGAACAACAAAGUGAACACCAGCUUGCAGAACUUCAUGUACACCAUGCUGAGGGACAGCAAUGCCGUGGCCGCCAAGAUAUCGCUGGAUGUGAUGAUUGAGCUGUACAAGAGGAACAUCUGGAAUGAUGCCAAAACAGUUAAUGUUAUCACGACAGCAUGUUUCUCCAAAAUCACAAAGAUUCUUGUGGCAGGCUUAAAGUUCUUUUUGGGCAAGGAUGAGGAUGAGAAAAAAGACAGCGAUUCAGAGUCAGAGGAGGAGGGCCCUUCAGCAAGAGACAUCAUGAUCAGGUACUCAACCGGCAAGAAAACCUCCAAGAACAAGAAGAAAAUGGAGAAAGCCAUGAAAGUCCUCAAGAAACAUAAAAAGAAAAAACGAGCAGAAGUCUUCAAUUUCUCUGCCAUACAUCUAAUCCACGAUCCGCAAGAUUUUUCUGAAAAGCUGUUCAAGCAGCUGGAGGACUCCAAGGAGCGCUUUGAGGUGAAGAUAAUGAUGAUGGAGCUGAUUUCCCGACUAGUGGGAAUUCAUGAGCUUUUUCUCUUCAACUUUUACCCGUUCAUACAGCGUUUCCUCCAGCCCCACCAGAGAGAGGUCACCAAAAUUCUCUUAUGUGCUGCCCAGGCUUCACAUCAGCUGGUUCCCCCAGAGGUCAUUCAGCCUGUGAUCAUGACGAUAGCAAACAACUUUGUCACAGACAGAAACUCAGGUGAAGUGAUGACUGUGGGCAUCAAUGCCAUCAGGGAAGUGGUGGCCCGCUGUCCCCUGGCCAUGACAGAAGACCUGCUGCAGGACCUGGCUCAGUACAAGACUCACAAAGACAAGAAUGUGAUGAUGUCAUCUCGAGGGCUGAUCCAGCUGUUCAGGAGUUUGAAUCCCCACAUGCUGCACAAGAAAGACAGGGGGAAACCCACUGAAGCCUCGGUGGAAGCUAAGAUUCAGGACUACGGGGAGCUGCAGGCCAAAGACUUCAUCCCUGGGGCCGAGGUCCUAGAGCUGGAGGGGGAAAAGGAUGGAGAUGAAGCAGAGGAAGAAGAGUGGGAGAGCGCCAGUAUGAGCGAGGACGACGACGAUGAUGGAGAGUGGGUCGAUGUUCACCACUCCUCCAACGAAGAGCAGGGUGAAGUGGCGGAGAAGCUGCAGAGCAUGCCCGUGGAGGAGAGGAAGGCUAAGGCGGCCGCGGUCAGCGCCAGCCGCCUCCUCACGCAGGACGACUUCAAGAAGAUCCGGCUCGCCCAGAUGGCCAAGGAGGUCAGCUCCGCCCCCGGGAAGAGCCAGAAGAGGAAGAACGUGGAGGACAGCGAUGACGAGAGCAGAGGGGAGCUGCUCACACUGAGAAAUAUUGAGCGUCUGCACAAGAAGCCCAAAUCUGAUAAAGAAACACGUCUGGCGACAGCUAUGGCUGGCAGGACGGAUAGGAAGGAGUUUGUGAAGAAGAGGAGCAAGCUGAACCCCUACGCCAGCACCACCAACAAGGAAAAGAAGAGGAAGAAGAACUUCAUGAUGAUGAGGCACAGCCAAAACGUCCGUACCAAGAACAAGCGGUCCUUUAGAGAAAAGCAGCUGGCCCUGAAGGAGGCUCUCUUGAAAAAGAAGAAACAGCACAUGAAGUGACCUCUCUGAUGUAAGAGUUCCGGGAACAGGACCCUAAUAUCACGCAGAGUGAGAGCGCACUGAAGAAAAUCAGCUGGGCAGCGCUCCCCCAAAGCAACUGUUUUAUUUUAAUAUGUGCCUCAGCCUUUGUGCUUACUCGCACAACACCGCCCCCCC